Molecule: messenger RNA, 2154 nt
Organism: Lingula anatina
Lineage: Eukaryota; Metazoa; Brachiopoda; Lingulata; Lingulida; Lingulidae
Product: reelin
Biological process (GO): central nervous system development; neuron migration
Molecular function (GO): lipoprotein particle receptor binding
Source: RefSeq, a predicted model, not a curated record
AUGUGUCCUAACCAGGAAUUGCCACAUGUGUGGACCAUAAACCUAUGGAACCUCUGUACAGAGCCUUGUUCUUUUGGUAACUUUACAGAUGGUCUGGAGGUUCUUGUGUACACUGAGGACAAGAGAGGUCACACUCGGACUCUGGACAUAUUGCCCCCCCAGAAGUUCAGGAAACCAAAGUUAGUCUCCCUUCCUCUGGACCUGAAGUCCAAAAAGAUGAAAUCUCGAAUCUGCUGGAUCCAGAAGAAGCAUGGAGGCCUAAACAACCAUAUUUGGAGCAUUGACAGUAUCCAGCUUCUGUCCCGUCUUCCCAGCAUUCCCUCUCACUAUGUGCAGUUUGGGCUGAACAUGAACUGUGGCACAAAAAGUGAUGGAAGAGUGAAGCUGGAGUUCUCCACAGAUCGGGGAGACAACUGGUACCUAGUCCAUCAGCCAUGUUUGCCUGGAAGAUGUCCUGGACAGCAUCACACAAUGUCUUCUGUCUUCAAACCAUUCGAGAUUAGCGGAUGGCAGCGUGUCACUGUGCCUUUGCCCUAUGCAGCUCUCACUUCCACCACCAGAUUGCGCUGGCGUCAGGUUGGAGGGUCGGUUCAAGUUCAUUGGGGCAUAGAUACAGUAUUUAUUGGGUCCUGUCCCAAGGGGUGUGGAGGACAUGGUUACUGCAAGGAGAGUGGAUGCAUAUGUGACUUUGGCUACAGUGGUGACACCUGUGAGGAGACAACAGCAUCACAUCCAACAUCACUUGUGGAAAUGCUGUCACCUUCAGCAGACCAGGUUCUACCAGCACGCUUUAUGAGCAUCCAGGGGGCGACACUGAGCUAUGCCUGUGGCGUGGUGGCCAGUGGGAAGGCACUGGUGUUCAAUGGAGAUGAGAUGAGAAAGGCAGAAACUGUGGAUCUUAAUACCACCUUGUCAAGAUAUCUCCAGUUUAGCCUGCGUAUAGGCAGUGAGUCACCGGUCAGUGCCUGUCUGUCCCCUGACCGACCAGAUGAAGCCGUAAUACUGGAUGUUUCAUGUAACGGUGGGAUAAUGUGGGACACAAUGAAAAUGUUCACUGCCAGCCAUUAUACAACACCAAGGGUCGAAUUUAUUCAUCUCUUGCCUUCUGCCAUUGGUCCGAGCUGUCGUUUCCGCUGGUGGCAGCCAAAUCACUCGGGCCACAAACUGGACAUCUGGGCUCUGGACGAUAUCUCCCUGACCAGUAAGCUGUAUAAUACAAUCAGCCUGGACGUAGGGAAGCUGGACAUACUGGACAGUGGGGUGAAAUUACACUUGGGGGAGAUUGGGAGUUUCUGUGGAAAAUUAAAUGCUGUGAGAUUUGUGAAGCCAGAACAUCAAGAGGAAUCCCGCUCCAUCACCACUAACGCUGUCCACAUUGGACCCAGCCAUGAGGUGGAGUUUGAGCUCGUUCUGGGGUGUGGUCAGCGAUUCUCGGACACGGUGGACAACAGCGUUGUGCUGGAGUACUCCACUGACCAUGGGAUGAACUGGAACAAGGUGGUGAGCUCAUGCCUUCCACCCCAGCAGUGUCCCCAGUACCAGUCAGAUAGUAAAUACUCUGCCAGUGAGUUCAGGCAGUGGAAGAGAGUAGUAGUGCCUCUGCCAGCUCAUACAUGGUCAGUGACGACCAUGUUACGGCUGCACCAAGCCCAGUGGACACCUGGGGACAGCUGGGCAGUUGGUCAUCUUUAUGUUGGUCAGCAGUGUCCAGAGCUAUGUAGUGGACAUGGGAACUGCUUUGAAGGGGUUUGUAGAUGUGAUCCAGGCUACAGCGGUGAAACCUGUCAACCAAUAAAGCCACUUAAGACUCAUCUGCGUGAAGAUUUUUCCCGGAUGGGCGAGCUUCACGAGACCUGGGAAGUGGUGCUGGGAGGAGAAGUGGUUCCAGUCAAGAAGGGAUGCGGCACCAUUCUGUCUGGAGAAUCCCUCCAUUUUAGUCAGGCUGGUAGUCGUAUUCUUAGCACCCAUGAUAUGGACACAAGACAUACAGAUUUUGUAGAAUUCUACUUGCGCAUUGGAGGUUCCAACCUGCUCUCCUGUCAGGGAGGUAUGAAAAGGGAGAACAGCAUUCUGCUCCAGUACUCCCUAAAUGGAGGAAUCACUUGGGAACUCCUGAAAGAGCUGCAGGGAGAUGACUACAGAAAUGCAAAGUGA